This is a messenger RNA of Salarias fasciatus (jewelled blenny), 3171 nucleotides long. RefSeq names its product membrane bound O-acyltransferase domain containing 1 (gene mboat1). The coding region runs from base 142 to 1671 and encodes 509 amino acids. The transcript has 13 exons. Gene Ontology annotation, cellular component: membrane. The record is from RefSeq and is a predicted model, not a curated record. Gene Ontology annotation, biological process: lipid modification. Lineage: Eukaryota; Metazoa; Chordata; Actinopteri; Blenniiformes; Blenniidae. Gene Ontology annotation, molecular function: acyltransferase activity.
ACUGGUUUGACUUGUCACGGAGCCUCUCGGUCAAGCCAUGUUUCGAUCGCAGAAAUAAAGCAAAGAAAGUAGUUUCUCUCAGAGGGGAAGAGGCGAUAAAGUCGGGGGGAUCGGCGCAGAGCGCGAGACGAAGCGGGCAGGAUGGGCGACCCGGCGGACACCGCGUAUAAAACCACCGGAUCCAAGUGGCUGCUGCCCGUCAGCGGAUAUUUAGGCUUCCCUCUUGAUCAGGUGAAUUUUCUGGCGUGCCAGCUCUUUGCCCUGGCCGCUGCCUUCUGGUUCCGUCUCUACCUCAGCCCCAGCCACGCCAACCCCCUGAUCAGGCACGCCGUGGCCACCCUCCUCGGCAUCGCCUUCCUCAUCUUCUGCUUCGGAUGGUUCUCCGCUCACAUCAUGACGGUGGUGGUUGUAAACUACUUGAUCAUCCUUCAAGCUGACAUCAACAAUGUACACAAAUACUCCAUGAUGGUCACCAUGGGCUACCUGACGGCGUGCCAAGUGAGCCGAGUCUUCAUUUUCAACUAUGGGAUACUGUCCACGGACUUCUCUGGACCUCUGAUGAUAGUAACCCAGAAGAUCACCACGCUGGCGUUCCAGCUCCAUGAUGGUAUUAGUAAGAAACCUGAACAACUAACAUCAGAACAGAAGCUUAUGGCCAUAAAUGUGAGGCCGUCCCUCAUCGAGUACCUCAGUUAUAACCUGAACUUCCUGAGUGUCUUGGUGGGACCGUGCAAUGACUAUAAGGACUAUAUCGACUUCAUAGAGGGCAGACACAUCAGCAGGAGGCUCAGGCGCCACUCGGGCGCGUGCAACGGCCAGAACGGCUACAGUAAGACCCCGGAGCCAUCGCCCCUGGGUGCCGUGUGUCAGAAGUUGCUUGUGUGCUGCGGCUGCAUGCUGUUCUUCCUCACCGUGACCCGGUCCCUGCCGAUCUCGUACAAUGUGAACCCCGACUUCGUCAACAGCGCCCCCUUCCUCACCAGACUGGCUUACGCCUUCUUCUCAAUCCAAGCUGCAAGGCCCAAAUUCUAUUUUGCCUGGACGUUAGCUGAUGCAGUAAACAACGCUGCUGGUUAUGGCUUCUCCGGGUUGGAUGAAAACGGAAAGCCGUCCUGGGAUCUGAUCUGUAACCUCAACAUUAUUGGGAUUGAGACAGCGACCAGCUUCAAGACCUUCAUAGACCACUGGAACAUCCGAACAGGAAUUUGGCUAAAAACGGUGUGUUACGACCGAGCCCCCCGGCACCGGCUGGCACUGACCUUCAUCCUGUCCGCCCUGUGGCACGGCGUUUAUCCCGGCUAUUAUUUCACCUUCCUCACAGCCAUCCCCAUCACCAUGGCUGCACGAGCUAUCCGGAGGUCUGUUCGGCACCACUUCCUGGGCUCCAGUGGUUUGAAGCUGGGCUACGAUGUCUUAACCUGGGCGGCCACUCAGUUUGCCAUCUGCUACACCGUCAUGCCUUUCCUGCUGCUGGCGGUCGAUCAGACUCUGGUGUAUUACAGGUCCAUGUACUUCCACGUGCACAUCAUCAGCAUUCUGGCUGCAGUUGCCCUGCAUCGGAAACAUAAACCCAGGGAACCCUCAGCCUCCGUCUCCUCCUCCUCCCUCUCGGCUCCGGGCUCAGCCGGGUGCCAGCCUGUUCACUCCAACAACAAUGACAAAGUAGACUGAACCCCCCCCCCCCCCCCCCCACCCUUCGCGUUCUUUUACCAGGCUCUCGGUGCUCCAUCUUCAAAGCGAGUGUCUCCGGACGGCACUCGGACAAUAUGAUGCUAUUUAUUUUUUUCAGGACAAUGUUUCAGGAAAACUUUAACGGUACAACAUGAAGUCUGCGGCUCUGACGUUCAUGACGAUAUAUCUUCCAUAAACUCACCUCGUAGCCUCAAGAAAAACAUCUCGGACCACUGAGCCCUCCAACCCCCCCCACCCCCCACCACCACCACCAACCGGCCUGCCCACUUUCCAGGAACAAUGCGACAGUGUGAAGACCGAGAUGAGCCUGGCUUUCUGCGCUGUCCGACUGACUGGUGGGACGGGAGCCAGCGCAGUGGGAGAGGAGCUCAUAAACGAGGAGGUGGGAGGUGGGGGGGCGGCGGCGGCACAAAUACCAGGACACAUGCACACAAAGUGAUGCACAGGCAGAGAUCGGGAAACAAACACGCACAUACUCUCUGUAAGGCACGCUCAUACUCUGUCACACUCUGGUGGCGCACAAAGGCUGCCCUUGUGAGGCCACAGAGCCGCAUGCCAAGUGGAGAACCAGUGAGAGAGAGAAAGUUGCACUCGUUGCACCCACUUUGUGCAGGGACUGCUAUGAAUGUGUUGGUGUGUGGACCCUGCUACUGAAAAACUACGAAAUGUGUCAGUAUUUCUCCCGCUGUUCACUUGCUGGGAUGAAAACUACAUACAAUAUGGAUCGUACCAUUCAGCCUUUUCCAGUUCUUCGAACCAUAAAUACUUGGGUAAUGUUUUUUUUAAGCAGGAAUGGAGAUCCUCCCGGUGAGGAAACCAUCCUGUGGAACACCACAAUACUUUGUUACAGUAUACAGAGUAAUCCUGGGCUUUAGUCAUGUAUCUGUACGCAUAAAUGAAAGAAGUUUUUUUUCUCGUGUAGUUUUGCUUUGCACAGCUGUAAGUAGUGAUAUUAGGAGUAAAUACAGUCCAGUGGUUUAAAAUGCACUUCAGGUUGACUUUCCUGUUGUUGCAACAGGGGAAUUCAACAGAGGUCUAAAGGUCUGUCAUGCGCACGGUGCUGGAUACCUGGUGUCAUGAUGCAGAGAAACUGAACUAAAGGCUGAGAAGAGCUGCGUGGAAGGGUUUGGAGACCGUGAGAUGUGAGAAGUGAGAGCGCAGUGUUGUGUUCCCUCAGCGGUUCUCUGGAGGACUGAGACGUGGAUCCAACAGAGACAUCUGCUGGUUGUUUUUGCACCGUCUGAACUGAGGGAAGUCAUGAAGGCCACCUGCCUGACUGAAACUGCUGUGCAGCUCCGAGCAGAACGCUGAUUUUUAUUCCACUAAUAUUAAAAUUUCAACACAUUCAAAUCCGUUCACUACAUUGUACUUCAGCACAACUAGAAGCCAUGAAUCAGAAAAUGUUUUUGUUUUCAGAUGAGCUAAACGCAGGAAAACAAACAAACAAAAAAAAAAAAACGAAAAUGAAUACACUUUAAA